CAGCAGUUUUUUUUUUUUUUUCAGAAAAACCAUUUCUUUUGAAAGCCCUUAAUCCUUUUUUUCAUUGUCGGGAGCAAUCUGCUUGUUUAGUUGUUCGGGAAUCUGAUUUGUCAACAUUAUCAAAUAACAGGAGAUAGAAAAAUUGACAGAAAAGCAGAUUUGCGUGGAGAUCGAUUCGAUAAAUUUUCGACCCCGAAAUUUGGGUUUGCGAUUCGGCUGGAGGGGACUUAAGCUAGGGCUUUUUUGGCCCUGUUGUGCCGUGUCACAAGGGUAAAGGCUCAUGACCGUUGUUGGCUCAACGAAGGCAGAAUCAGAAUCGACGGCUGGGCGUGCACAUAUUUCUUCAUUUAAUUAGCUUAUUUACGAGAAUUAAAACAGAAAGGUCUUUGCUAUGUUGGCUUCAAAUAUCAAUGGAAUCAGUUUGGUCAGCUGCUUCUUUCAUUUUGCUGAGUGGCAUCCUAUUGAAUAGAGUUUCUGAUCGGACGUCAGGAGCAAUAUUUCUUUUAGACAGAGAGAAAAGGUAUUACAAUCAAGCUUGUUACUUUCCCCAUUGUGUUGUAAAUUAAUUUGGUGGUAAAUUUUCUGCUAUGGCAAAGUUCGUUAAGAGAAAUUCGAUUGAGGAAGUAGCGGAGAUGGGGUGUUUUGGGUGCUUUGGUUUCUCGUUUUCGAGGAAGCCAAAGAAGGUGGUGGGGCCAAGUAGGGGUAUUAUGGUCAAUAAUAAUGCAUCUCACGAGUACCUGUUGGAUGAUGACGUGGAAGAUGAUGACGAUGAUGAGGGUGGUUCUUCUUAUAAUGGUGAUAAUAUGACUGACACGGGGAAUGGAGAGGAUUGCGACUUUAUGAGUCCCAGAAAAAAAUCGGAGGAGAUACUCAUGAACCGUUUGCAACAGGGUUUAAUAUGCAGGGAAUUUCCGGUUAAGGAAACCCAUGCUGUUAUUCGAUCUGAGGAUGAAGAUGGAAACAAGACGGUUAAUGAAUAUGUUCGUGAACGCAAGAUUGGAGCUGGAAGCUAUGGGAAAGUGGUUCUCUACCGAAGCCGUGAAGAUGGCCAACAUUAUGCAAUAAAGGCGUUUCACAAAUCUCACCUAUUGAAGCUACGAGUGGCACCUUCAGAAACUGCAAUGACUGAUGUUCUCCGUGAGGUUUUAAUAAUGAAAGUACUGAGCCAUCCUAAUAUAGUCAAUCUAGUUGAGGUUAUUGAUGACCCAACUGCAGAUCACUUCUAUAUGGUUCUUGAAUAUGUUGAAGGCAAAUGGGUCUGUGAGGGUGCUGGUCCUCCAGGUGGUAUAGGUGAAAAUACUGCACGCAAGUAUUUACGUGAUGUGGUUUCCGGUCUGAUGUAUCUUCAUGCCCAUAAUAUAGUCCAUGGGGAUAUUAAACCUGACAACUUAUUAGUUACUGCAUCUGGGACUGUGAAGAUUGGUGAUUUCAGUGUUAGCCAGGUUUUUGAGGAUGAUAACGACGAGCUUCGCCGUUCUCCCGGUACCCCUGUUUUUACUGCACCCGAGUGCUGUGUAGGCAUAACCUAUCGUGGGAAAGCUGCGGACACUUGGGCUGUUGGAGUUACUUUGUAUUGCUUUGUUCUUGGGAAAUACCCUUUCUUAGGAGAGACUCUACAAGACACCUAUGACAAGAUCGUAAAUAACCCGUUGUUGCUUCCUGAUGGAAUGAACCCCCUUUUGAGAGACCUUCUUGAGGGUCUUCUCUGCAAAGAUCCAAGACAAAGGAUGACACUUGAGAACGUGGCACAACAUGCUUGGGUCAUCGGUCAAGAUGGGCCCAUCCCUAUGUACUCUUGUUGGUGUAAGCGUGUGAUGAAUUUAGGCAAAGAAACAAUUAACGAGCUAUCAGGAGUAACCGAGCUUUCACUUCGUACUCCUGAAAUCAAGAGAUCAAUUCUGGAAGUCGUCGACUUAAAAGCCCGUCGUAUUCGGCCGUUGGCGUUGAGGUGGGCGUCGAACCACGCCGCCACCAGAGUCUCCCCCUUAGCGGCAAUGGCCAACAUCCAGCUACUGGAGGUGAACCUCCAGAAAAAAGGCAAAGUAGACGCCGCCGGUGAGGAGACCAAAACCACCCAACCGACCACCAUCGGACCGGCAACAGGAGACCAGUACCUGAAAACCUCUAGCAGGAUCGACGAACGCGACCCUAGACCGAAGUCACAGCCACCCUGUCGGCGGCCCCCUGUUCGCCCAACACCAGAGCGAGAUCAAGAGUCGGGAAGCCCAGCCACCGGAAAGAGCGCCCAAUCCCCCGCCUCCAGCCGACAGUCGAGGCUCGCUGCUGCAGGUGACCCCUCGAAUCGACGAACCCUGAGCCUCCGCCAUGACCUAAGAGCAACUAGGAAAACCAUGUGGAUGGAGAGCACCGCAUCUCCGAGACCCCCACAAACAACCCUGAACCCAACCCUCAAACACCGGCGACCUCUUAGGAAGGAAGGCAGUAGCAGACGGGGAGGCACACUGCGGUCGGAUUAG
Messenger RNA from Striga asiatica, 2477 nucleotides. The record is from the annotation of a GenBank genome assembly. NCBI's taxonomy places the organism in Eukaryota, Viridiplantae, Streptophyta, Magnoliopsida, Lamiales, Orobanchaceae.